CUUGGUAAACUGAUUGUGACAAAUACUCCAACACCGUAGGUGGCAGUAAUGCACUUUUAAACGUACAUAACCCAAGAAGAAGAAGCACAUCAGUUGAGGAGGAAAAGGCAGUGUGAAAUCCGGGGGUUAAGAAUUUUUUGUAGAAGCACUACCGAAGUGUUCUGUGAGAAGGAUACAGUGUUGACGGCUGGCAAUGAAGGUGAAAAUCAAACAGUGGAGUGGUGUGGCAUCAUGGCUAUGGGUCGCCAAUGACGAAAACUGUGGUAUCUGUAGAAUGUCUUUCAACGGCUGCUGCCCUGAGUGUAAGGUGCCAGGUGAUGACUGCCCACUGGUUUGGGGCCAGUGCUCCCACUGUUUCCAUAUGCACUGCAUACUCAAAUGGCUCAACUCCCAGCAGGUGCAGCAGCAGUGCCCAAUGUGUCGCCAGGAAUGGAAGUUCAAAGAAUGACACAUUAAUUUGAGCCAGACAAAGACUGUUUGAAAAUGGGGUAUCACAAAGAACUUGGAACUGUAUUGCAUAUACAUUUUUUAUCACUUAAUUGAUUUGUUUUUUAUGCAAAGUUUUGUGUCUGGCGAGGAUGGAGAGUUGAGACUGUAACACAUACAAGCAUACAAAGUUCAGUAAUCUAGUAAUGAAUCCAAAUCCCAUAAAAUGACAUUGUUCAACAGGUGUCUUAACAUGCCUUCUCAAUUUCUGUUUGAAUUGUAUGUACAGUAUAUGUAUAUUUAUUAAUUGUAUGCUGCCUCUCACUCAUUCUAAAAGAAAGAAAAAAAAACCCUCAUGGGCAUUGAACUGGCUAAUGUCUAAGUUGUAUGCUACAUUUUUCUUGAUUAAAAGUGAAAGGGGGUGUUUAGAAUUUGUCAGCAUUCUGUAUAGCUGUGAAUGUGGUGACUUAAGGAAUUCCUGCUGCAUACAAUCCAUUUAUACAGCAGGAUAUUUACUGAAGCAACUGAGGUUUGGUACCUUAUUUCAAGUGCAACAGCAGUACACCACUUGGUAAUUGAACUCUCACCCUCAGAGUUGCAAGCCCACUUCCCUUGAUACAUGUGAAGUGUCCAGCGCAGUGACUACAGCUCUGUUGGUGAAUAAGGGAGUAGUGUUGGCAAGCAGAGCAUGUCUUUGGAGUAAAAGGUGUGCUUGGCUGUGUCUAAAAUUGCAGACUUGUGGACUAGUUAGUGUGUCAACCAAGGACGGAAGUUAACGGUCAAGUGCGUCCCAAACUCAAAUACAAAACCAGUCAAAAGUUUGGACAUCUUGCCAUUUUCUGCUUCAUUUCAGUGUAUUGAUUGUCAUCAAAUAAAGUCUUUUUAUACA
This is a messenger RNA of Conger conger (European conger), 1315 nucleotides long. RefSeq names its product APC11 anaphase promoting complex subunit 11 homolog (yeast) (gene anapc11). NCBI's taxonomy places the organism in Eukaryota, Metazoa, Chordata, Actinopteri, Anguilliformes, Congridae. Bases 194 to 448 code for a protein of 84 amino acids. Gene Ontology annotation, cellular component: nucleus; anaphase-promoting complex. Gene Ontology annotation, molecular function: zinc ion binding; cullin family protein binding; ubiquitin protein ligase activity. The record is from RefSeq and is a predicted model, not a curated record. The transcript has 3 exons. Gene Ontology annotation, biological process: positive regulation of mitotic metaphase/anaphase transition; protein ubiquitination; anaphase-promoting complex-dependent catabolic process.